Molecule: messenger RNA, 703 nt
Organism: Rotaria sp. Silwood1
Lineage: Eukaryota; Metazoa; Rotifera; Eurotatoria; Philodinida; Philodinidae
Source: the annotation of a GenBank genome assembly
AAUAAACAUAGAAACGAUAGUAAUAAAUUUUUGUCAUGAUUCUUUUUUUUUUAAAUGUUUUAAUUAUCUACGAAGACUUUGUUAUUAUAAUCGAAGGACAUAUUUAACAAUUAUUUUUUCCUUUUGUCGAGAAUAAAUCAAAAUUUUUUAUCAUGGGAUUUUACAGAAUAAAUGUUAAACACACAAGAGAUUGAUAUAUUCCAAGCAUCAUCAUCUAAAUAUCAACCACAAGAUGAUUUAUGUUUUCAUGAAAAAUCUUUAAAACAAUAUGAUUCAAAUGAUGUCUUUAAUGAAACAGAUAGUACUAUAUAAAAUAGUACUGUUGGACUUAACAUAUCCUCAGCUAAAUCUUGUAUUUUACAGGUAUAUAUUUGAAGUUUUCGAGUCAUGAUUUUCUUCUCUAAUGUCUUUUAUUUUUAUAUAUAGGCAUCGAUAACUAAUAAAUCAUCAUAUGAAUUUCAAUAUUUAGCUUGGAAAGCUCUAAAAAAAAACAAUUAAUUAUCAAAUUAACAAAAUCAAUGAAUAGAAUUUAUCAUUGAUUAUUAAUGAACUAUUUAAAAAUAAUAUUGUACGUGCUCGUGGUUUAUUUUCUGAUGGUAUUAUUCAAGCACAAAGAGUAUCACCAUAUAAUACACCUAUUUAUGUUGUAUUAAUAUCUGUUAUCAAUAGUGUACUUCCUGAUAUUGCUCAAUUAAUUGAUUAA